GGACCCAGAGCCUCCACACAUUAAAGAGGAACAGGAGUUCACAUUCUCUCCUGUUCAUGUGAAGAGUGAAGAUGAUGAAGAGAAACCUCAGUCCUCACAGUUUCAUCAAAGACACACCGAACAGGUGGAAACAGAAACUGAUGGAGAGGACUGUGGAGGACCAGAACCAGCCAGGAACUCAGAUCCAGAUACACAUUUACAACCUGAGACUGAUGACAGUGAUGAUUGGACAGAGACCAGAGAACCUCAGUCAGGUUUAAACUCUCUGAAAAAUGAUGAAGUCUCUGUCAGUGAUUUGACAUGUAGUAUGGAUGAGAGACCAUUUAGCUGCUCUGAGUGUGGGAAAAGAUUUGGCCGAAAGGCAGAUGUUAAGAGACACAUGAGGACACAUACAGGAGAAAAACCAUUUAGCUGCUCUGAGUGUGGGAAAAGAUUUGGCCACUUGACAGAUGUUAAGAGACACAUGACAAUACAUACAGGAGAAAAACCAUUUAGCUGCUCUGAGUGUGGGAAAGGAUUUAGUCAAAAAGUACUGCUGACAUCACAUAUGAUCAAUCAUACAGGGGAAAAACCAUUCAGCUGCUCUGAGUGUGGGAAAAGAUUUUCCCACUCAAGAUCUCAGAUGGCACACAUGAGCACUCACACAGGAGAAAAACCAUUUAGCUGCUCUGAGUGUGGGAAAGGAUUUGGUCAAAAAGCACUGCUGACAGCACAUAUGAGCAAUCAUACAGGAGAAAAAGUAUUCAGCUGCUCCGAGUGUGGGAAAAGAUUUUCUCACUUAAGUACCCGAAACGCACACAUGAGCACUCACACAGGAGAAAAACCAUUUAGCUGCUCUGAAUGUGGGAAGAGAUUUUGUAGAAGUGGAGUUCUGAAGACACACAUGACAACUCACACAGGAGAAAAACCAUAUGGCUGCUCUGAGUGUGGGAAGAGAUUUCGUUUAAGUGGAGAUGUGACAAUACACAUGAGAUCUCAUACAGGAGAAAAACCAUUCAGCUGCUCUGAGUGUGGGAAGAGAUUUUGUACUCGCGGAGCUGUAAAGACACACAGAAGAACUCACUCAGGAGAAAAACCAUUUAGCUGCUCUGAGUGUGGGAAGAGAUUUUCUCAAAGUGGAGCUGUAAAGAUACACAUGAGAUCUCACACAGGAGAAAACCCAUUCAGCUGCUCUGACUGUGGGAAGAGCUUUUAUACUCGUGGAGCGCUAAAGACACAUAGUAGAACUCAUACAGGAGAAAAACCAUUUACCUGCUCUGAAUGCGGGAAAAGAUGUUCUCAUUCAAGUACUCUGAAGUUACACAUGCGAACUCAUACAGGAGAGAAACCUCUCCGUUGCCAUAUUUGUGACCAGAGAUUCACUUGGCCUCAUCAACUCAGAAACCAUCCGUGUGUUGGUUGUCAGUCCUCACAGACUGAUCGGAGUCAAACUGAGGAGAACAGAGAGGCAGAGCCUCCAGCCAGCAGCUCAGCUGAACAGAUGAAAACAGAAGCUGAUGGAGAGGACUGUGGAGGACCAAAACCAGCCAGGAACUCUGAUCCAGAUACACAUUUACAACCUGAGAUCGGUGACAAGACUGGAGAGUCUUCUGAGUCUUUUUGGGACCAUCCUCUGUAAAUCCUAGAGAUGGUUGUGCUGAAAAUACCAGUAAAUACUCAGAGCAGCCCGACUGGCACCAACAACCAUGCCACGUUCAAAGUCACUUCAAUCACCUUUCUUCAUUAUUCUGAUGCUCAGUUUGAACUUCAGCAGCUCAUCUUCACCAUGUCUACCUAAUAAAAUGGCCAGUGAGUGUUUAACUAUUGAUCAUCAUACAGCAGUAAUGUGAAAGUUAAAAAGGAACCAGAUACCUCUCUUUUCCAAUUCCAUCUAAAGAUUAAGAAGUUAAAGGGAAAUUUUGGUUUAUUUCAACCUGUCUCCUGUCGUCCUAAAUUUGUUUCAAGUG
Messenger RNA from Epinephelus lanceolatus (giant grouper), 1946 nucleotides. The record is from RefSeq and is a predicted model, not a curated record. Lineage: Eukaryota; Metazoa; Chordata; Actinopteri; Perciformes; Serranidae.